GUUCAUCAGGCUACCCCUCUCUUUGCCUUUCCCACUCUUCCCUUAGCCUGUCCUUAUAUCGUGACUCUCUGCGUUUCAUUUCUGCUCUCCUUUCCUGGCCAUCUCUUCUUUACUGCAGUUGUCUGACACUCUACCCUCUGCCUCAUUUACUGGAGUUCUUGGCAAGUUUGGAAUUAGGAGCAAGCCCCGAAUACCUAGAGCUCUCCCUACACAAAGCCCAGCAUGGCAUCUGGCGUGACAGUAAAUGAUGAAGUUAUCAAAGUUUUCAAUCAGAUGAAGGUGAGAAAAGCUCAGUCUCCUGAAGAGAUAAAGAAAAGGAAGAAGGCUGUACUGUUUUGUCUGAGCCCUGAUAAGAAGGAAAUAAUUGUGGAGGAGGCCAAGCAAAUCUUGGUGGGAGACGUUGGAAACACAGUUGAGGACCCUUACAGGACCUUUGUCAAUCUUCUACCACUUGACGACUGUCGAUAUGGACUGUAUGAUGCUACUUAUGAGACCAAGGAGUCCAAGAAAGAGGAUCUCGUCUUCAUUUUCUGGGCACCUGACAAUGCACCUCUAAAAAGCAAGAUGAUUUAUGCCAGUUCAAAAGAUGCAAUUAAGAAGAAGUUCACAGGUAUCAAACACGAGUGGCAAGUGAAUGGCAUGGAUGAUAUUAAAGACCGAUCCAACCUGGCAGAUAAACUAGGAGGGAACGUGGUUACUUCAUUGGAAGGAGUUCCAUUAAAAUGAAGGAAAUUCUUGUAUUUUGGAAGCUUACAAUAUUUAAGUAGCAGUUCCUGUUAUGACUAUAGGAAGUUUUUUUUUUAAUUUAUUGAUUUUCUUUUCAAUUUCCUUUUACCUCUAUGAACUGAAUAAACCAUUUUGGUGCUUGAGAGAUGAAGUGAAGAACUAACAAAAGUACAACCAUAGUCAAACUUAAUGGAAAAGCAUUAAGGGUUUGUUCAUACAGCCUUGGAAUUGAUCCUGGCAAAGGAUAGCGCUUUCAGUUAAUUUGGAUGUCUUUAUACUUUUCUUUAAAAAAAAACAAAAACAGAAGCUAAAAAUGAGCUGUAAAAUGCAAGUGUAAAUUAAGCCUAAUGUAUGAUUUAAAUUAGGAUCCUCUGCCUUAAGCCAGUCACAGCCGAGCGAGUUCAGUGCGAGAAACUCGCAGCGUGUCAGUGCGAGUUGCCGUUUUGAACUCUGCUCCUCCGACAAGAUCGCACAGCAUUAUACUGAUUUUUAUAAUGCUGUGUGAUUCUGAGAGACUUGGAAUAUACUGAAUUACACUAACAGCAUUAUGUCAGUGUUAAUUCAAUAGAUUUCAGGUCUCGCAGGGUCACACAGCAUUAUAAAUCAUUAUAAUGCUGUUCAAUCCUGUCAGAGGAGCGAGGCCAGAACGAGAAAUCGCAUGGAUACACGCAGCGAGUUUCUCGCACUGAACUCACUCGUCUGUGACUGGUCUUAAACUUAAUGUACUUUUUUAACAGCAUGUCGUUUCUAGG
Molecule: messenger RNA, 1478 nt
Organism: Bufo bufo (common toad)
Lineage: Eukaryota; Metazoa; Chordata; Amphibia; Anura; Bufonidae
Gene: CFL2
Product: cofilin 2
Exons: 4
Coding region: 223-726 (167 amino acids)
Biological process (GO): actin filament severing; cell motility; actin filament fragmentation
Cellular component (GO): actin cytoskeleton; actin cortical patch; cytoplasm
Molecular function (GO): actin filament binding
Source: RefSeq, a predicted model, not a curated record